AUGCGCCAAUUUUACACUGAGAAACCCUCUCUCAAGCCUAAUUUCGCUGGCGCGAGCUUGUAUCCAGCCUGCACCGCCAAUCUAGGCCCUCACACGGUAUGCCUCGAUCACUUGGACUCGAUGAAUUACCCUGGAUGCCCUUGUGUUAUCACCGCGAUCGGUGAUUUCAACCCGGAUCAAGGCGGCCAGUUGUAUUUUCCUCAACUGCAGCUUUUCGUCCGUUUUCCUCCGGGCUGUACGGCGUUGCUGUGUUCCGCAGCUCUGCGACACGGCAACACCCAGCUUUCACAGAAUGAUGUGACCAACGAUAAAAGGCGAUUCUCUUUCACCCAGUUCGUCCCUGGCGGCAUCGUCAGGUAUGUCCAAGCAGGAUUUAAGAUGGUCGGCUCCUUCAAGGGUAAGAGGCGCGUAGCUAUGGAGGGCGGGUACAAAGGGGCUCGGCGUGACGAGCAGCUCGCCCGCCUUUCCACUCAGGAGUCGCUGAGCCGAGAUAGGGCGUCGUUGCAGAAGAGCCACCAUUCAUGA
Messenger RNA from Epithele typhae, 525 nucleotides. RefSeq lists its product as uncharacterized. Bases 1 to 525 code for a protein of 174 amino acids. The transcript has a single exon. The record is from RefSeq and is a predicted model, not a curated record. NCBI's taxonomy places the organism in Eukaryota, Fungi, Basidiomycota, Agaricomycetes, Polyporales, Epitheliaceae.